UGAUAUUUGCCACGCCCUCUUAGAUGUAAAUGCAGUGCACUACUCUAGAUGUGACGAAGUUAUAUUUGUAUCUUCUACUAGUUUAACAACACAGAGACUUGGGAGUGCGGAAGCAAAUCCAAACGCGAUUUAUCAGGUGAGAGGAUGGAGGAGGAUUUGUUAAGUGCCCUCAGUUCUGUCAGUCUGGAGCAAAAAGACAGCAAGAUGGACACUUUUGGGCUUUAUGUUGUCACAUGGAAUGUGGGCACCGCGGAGCCACCUGAUGAUGUGAAUUCUCUGCUCCAGCUCAACUCUCCAAAGAAACCAGACCUUUAUGUUAUUGGUCUACAGGAGGUGAAAGCAGCACCUCUAAAGUUUGUCGCAGACUUGGCCUUCGAGGACUCCUGGAGUCAUCUGUUCAUGAACGCAUUGGCUCCUUUUGGUUUUAUCAAGGUGUCCUCUAUACGUAUGCAGGGUCUACUCUUGCUUUUCUUUUCCAAACUGGAGCAUGUCCCCUUUAUCAGAGACAUUCAGGUCACUUACACCCGAACAGGACUCUAUGGAUACUGGGGUAACAAAGGGGGCGUGUCUAUUCGCCUUUCCUUCUAUGGUCACAUGCUCUGCUUCCUUAACUGUCACCUGACAGCCCACAUGAACUUCGCCUCCCAGAGAGUGGAUGAAUUUGAGUACAUUCUAGAUGCUCAGACAUUUGAUGCCAAAAACACGCCACACAUUCUUGACCAUAAGGUUGUGUUCUCGUUUGGGGAUUUAAAUUUUCGUAUUGAGGACCAUGGUAUGCACUUCAUCCGAAACUGCAUCAACAGCCAGCGUUUCAAACUUCUGUGGUCUAAAGAUCAGCUCACCAUGAUGAAAAAGAAGGAAGCUAUUUUGCAGGAGUUUGAAGAGGGACCUCUUAACUUUCAACCCACCUAUAAAUUUGACUUGAACUCCGAUAACUACGAUUCAAGGAUACAGAAGACAUGGUUUGGUUUUAAUGGAAAGAAACGAAAGCCUGCAUGGUGCGACAGGAUUCUCUGGAGAGUGAAGUCAAACUCCUCACUGACAGAGGAUGCCAACAAAGAAGGUGACAAUAAAGAAGAGCAGAAGAAGAAACUGGUGGAGGACCAGGAGGAAGAGUUUCCUCUCAAAGUGACCCAGGAAUAUUACACCAAUAAAAUGGAGUAUGGCGUUAGUGACCAUAAGCCCGUUGUUGGCCUCUUCCGCUUGGAGCUGAAAAAGAUGCACGAGGCGCCCUUGGUUCAAGUGUGUGCUGAGGGAGAGUGGAGUGCAGACUUCGAUGCCCUGAUAACCUACAGCCCUCUUCAGCCCUUUCCUUCCAGUGCCUGGGACUGGAUUGGCAUAUAUAAGGUUGGUUUUAAAAGUGUUUCUGACUACAUUACUUACUCUUGGGUGAAGGAUGACCAGGUGGCUUUAAAUGAUGAAAUCUUUCAGGUUUAUGUAAGCAAAGAUGAAAUUCCAGUUCUUGGGGGAGAAUGUGUGCUUUGCUAUUACAGCAGCAACCUGCAGUGCAUUGUCGGUAUUAGUGAACCUUUUAAGCUGCAGGAAUCCAGGGUGGCGAUUGAAGAGGGUUUAGUGCCUGAAAAUAUCAGUGGACUAGAUCAAGCAGUUGCCAGUUAAGUCCAGAUACUUCUCAGCCGUAAUGCAGUUCUGCCCACUGCAUUUCAACUGCACAUCAGAUAUAAAACCAAACUGACCUAUGAAUUCAAGCAAGUGCAAUUUUAAUGCAAAAUUGUAAUUGGGCAUUUAUUAGUAUGUAAAUGCUAAAAAAAAAUGUCUGUUGUAUUCUGUUCUUGUUUUAUAUAUAUAUAUAUAUAUAUAUAUAUAUAUAUAUAUAUAUGUAUCUCAAGCAAGUUGGUAAAACAUGUCCCAACUUAAGUAGAUGUAAUUUUUAUAUGCCUUUACAUAUAUAUAUAUAUAUUUCCCAUUUAUUUUGUCUUGUAACAUUUUUCAAACAAAAUGUUUAUUUAUCUCUAUCAAAUUUAAAUAUUUAAUGUUACUGCUAAUGUUGUCCUUAUUUUAUCAUUCCGUUUCAUCUUAACGUGGACUGUUACACUGUAAAACAUUUGCACAAUUUACCAGAGUAAUUUAAAAAUUUUACAUGUUUAAUUUAUGUGGCUAUAUUUAUGACUUUGACUCUUACAGAAGUGGUAUUAUAAUAUUAUAUGUGUCUCACUGAAAAAGUUGUGUGAAUAAUUGAAGGAUGUAAUUAAAUAUUACACUGUAUAAUUUGAGUAUAUUUUUCCCGAUGUAAAAUUUGAUAAUGCGUUCAUGUUAAAUAUAAGCAGGCUAUUUGCAAAGAAUUUAUGUUUGUUGUUUUAAUGUUAGACAAACGCUUGUGUAUAAAUACAGAUAUUAUAUCAAAUGAUACUGUACAAAAGGUAAAGACUAUAAGAGCAACAUUUUCUGUGCAGACUAAGCUUUUUAUUUUCUGAACAACUUCAAAUGCUCACUGAUGGAAUGAAAA
Molecule: messenger RNA, 2464 nt
Organism: Xyrauchen texanus (razorback sucker)
Lineage: Eukaryota; Metazoa; Chordata; Actinopteri; Cypriniformes; Catostomidae
Gene: inpp5ka
Product: inositol polyphosphate-5-phosphatase Ka
Exons: 14
Coding region: 145-1617 (490 amino acids)
Biological process (GO): negative regulation of peptidyl-serine phosphorylation; negative regulation of phosphatidylinositol 3-kinase/protein kinase B signal transduction; negative regulation of insulin receptor signaling pathway
Cellular component (GO): plasma membrane; cytoplasm; ruffle
Molecular function (GO): inositol bisphosphate phosphatase activity; phosphatidylinositol-4,5-bisphosphate 5-phosphatase activity; phosphatidylinositol-3,4,5-trisphosphate 5-phosphatase activity
Source: RefSeq, a predicted model, not a curated record